GACGCAGGCCCGCGCUCCCCGGCCGCCCGCCGCCCGGUUCGCCGCCCACAUGACCCCCGACCCCCAGGGGAAGGCAGCUACUCGCCGCUCAUGCCCUCUGCGCGCCGCCGACCCUCGUAGAGGCUCGGCUAAGCUCUCCGCCCGGCGCCUGCGCCGAGUUCUGCGAGAAGGCCGUGGAGCCGCCCGGGAGCUGCCCCGCGCGGCCGAGCGAAGGCUCCCUGAGGCAGGGCGCCGUGAGGGCGGGGGCGGGCGGGCGCCUCCCGGGGCCGCUACUCUGGGGCUGCACAACCGCGAGCGGGAUGGCGGUUGUGCUUGUGGUUCCACUCCGUGGCUGUGGGCAGGUCGGUUUCGGUGGCUCUCGCGCGCGGGGGUCGCCGCCAUUUCCUCAGCGCCCCCCGCCGCCCCGCUUCCUCGAAGCCGCUGCGCGCGCGGGCUGCGCGGUGGGCGUCUCGCCCCGGUGAGGCGCGGAGAGACCGGGAGACGGGCGGUUGGAGCUCAGGUGGACUGGUUCAAUGGUUACAAAAUGUCCCUUGCUACGUACAUGAGGUCAUUGGCAGGAGACCAAGGUUUGGACAUCACACAGGAUGUGAAACCUCCAAAAAGCCUAUAUAUAGAAGUGCGGUGUCUAAAAGACUACGGAGAAUUUGAAGUUGAAGAUGAAACAUGGAACCAUCAGGAAGAUAAGGAAACCUUGGCUGAGACCCACAACAUCAAAAGGAGCCAAAGCAGAGAAGUGGGAGUAGGGAGAGGAGUGGAGCUUUGAAAGAUUGCAGAGGUUGCCUGGAAGGACUGGAAGAGGUCUGGGAUGUGACACCGCUUCUGCAAAGAUAGAGAAUCGUCCCCUUCUCUCCUCAGUGGUUCUUCUUUCCAGAGCCUAUGGUGUGACCCCAGGGCUGCAGGUAGCCUGGGGUUGAACUGGAAGGGGGAGUCCUGGGGGUGGGUUAUGGCUAAAAUCCUGGGGUGAGAGACAGCACGGACAUUGUGAAUUCAGUAUGGGGCUCGUGCAGGGCAGUUGGUUGCAGAAUACCACCCCUUCCCAGCCUGCCCAGUUCUCCGGGCCCAGAAACUCCUGGCUGCAGCUUGUUCCUCAUGUCUGCUGCAGACAUCUGGGGAGGUUCCCUGACAAAGGCAGCUUUCAUCAGGUCUCCUCUCAAGAUGCCCCAGGGGAGAUGUGCAAAGAAACACCUCCUGGAGCCCAACAGCUGUGGCCGGAAAAGUCCGCUCCCCAUGUCCUCCAUGUCUCCUCUGCCCAAACGGCCUCUGCCUCGAGCCCCAAGCAUUUCUCCAGCUUUUCUCCAGGCUUAGUUCCCGCCUUAGUUUCCACUCACUCAGAUUCAUCCCUGAGAGCCUCGCCAACACCACAGCCUCUCUUUCCCCUGGACAGUCUUCCACCCACUGGUUUUCUCUCCUUCCCACCAUGUCAUCCUGAUACAGGGACCUGCCUUCCACCUGAGCACCAUUAGGCUCCUUGCUGAGCCUCCCUCAGGGUGAGCCCAUGGCACUAACAACGGGCACCAUCCCACAAAGGUCACGCCCAUGCUCCCCUUGGAGACCAGCCAUCGUAGGGAUCGUCUGUUCCAGCUAUCCUCUUCCUACCCUGUCUUGGUGGCGGGGGCUGCCAAAGAAUGGAGCUUCUCCACCUUGACACACUUGGGGACCCAGAAGAAUACCUUCCCAUACACUCACCAGAGGCAUGAUUUUGGUGAGACCCGAGAAACAGACAGGUAGAGGCAGGUAGCCUCUUUUUUGUCAGCACAGAUGUGCAGAAGCUGCUAGAAAUGUCAAUCACCAAGAGAGUGGAAUUAAUGUUUUGGAAGGAAUAAGAAAAGAAGGAGGAGGCAGGCUGCCAUGUGACUUCAUUGGUGAAGAGAAUUAAGUCACUGAGUGACAAGCAGGACACCUUGGGCACCAGAAUUCCUGGAAAUAAAAAGCAAACCAGAACAGAUGCUUGGACACAUGGGGACCCACUGCCCAUCUCACACUGUCUUUCCCAAUGGAACCACCUUCCUCUCAACUGAAGACUGUCUAUGAUGAAGUGUCUUGACCUACAUUCCAAUAUAAGGCACAAACUUUGAUUCUCAAUGCAAUUCAAAUCCUACAAUGUCACUUUUUAAAAAAGCACCUAGAAAGUGGGCAAACUUUACCCUCUUUGGUUAGAAAAAUCUCAGCAAGUGUUUAGCCAGAUCACCCCCAAUCUUCCCCAGGAAAACAGGUCUUCCCAGGCACACAAAUCUGUCUCCAUUGUUCCUGGGGAUCUGAUCAGCCCUGAGGUUCAGGAGAGACUGGAGUGCCCUCUUUCCAAAAGGUUCAUGCAGCAAGAGAGUGGCCGCCCCGCAGAACCCAAGAGUCUCAGAAAGUGAUGCAGCCUCAGGGCGAAUCCCCAAGGCCUUGGCAGGCAAUGGACACAAAGAGAUCCUCAAGGCCUUCUGCAGGUCUAGGCAAAAGCAGCCAGGAAACACAGAAAAUGGCAUCCUGGUACCUAGCAAGGAUCCCA
Messenger RNA from Cervus elaphus (red deer), 2494 nucleotides. RefSeq lists its product as uncharacterized. Gene Ontology annotation, biological process: DNA strand elongation involved in mitotic DNA replication; DNA replication. Gene Ontology annotation, cellular component: GINS complex. The record is from RefSeq and is a predicted model, not a curated record. Bases 50 to 763 code for a protein of 237 amino acids. The transcript has 6 exons. NCBI's taxonomy places the organism in Eukaryota, Metazoa, Chordata, Mammalia, Artiodactyla, Cervidae.